UCAUUUAAAUUACACACGAAGCUCUGGGCUCAGAGAUCUGGAGAGCGUUUCAGAGAGAAGAAUCUGUCAAGACAAGAACUCAGAGUUCAUAGAGACGAGCUUAAGGGACAGAAAUCAGGUUCAGAGCUGCUGGCUGUCUUUCAGACCUUCUUCGGAAGGAACCUGUCAAGACAAGAAGACAAACAUGGAGAAGGGAAAAGGCCAGCUGCAACAGCUUCAGGAGGAUGCGGACCAGGUUGUGGUCAUCAUGCAGAAGAACUUCAACAAGGUCGGAGAGCGUGAGGAAAAGCUAGAGGAACUGGACAAGAGAGCUGAUGCGCUGUUAGAGACUGGCAAGCAGUUUCGAAAGUCAACAAGGAAACUGAAACAGAAGACGGAAACCGAGAACGCCAGAUUGCGAUGUAAGAACUGGAGGGUGAUCGCUGGAGUAGUUGCUCUGAUCAUCAUUAUCACCAUUGUCAUCAUUAUCAUCAUUGCAGUAUUGUGGCCGCGGUAAGAACGGAGACUCUGGGUAAAACAGCCAGAGAAGAUGAACUGAUGGGAUUAACAGCUAUUGAAGCGACUCAGGAGUGUUUUUUUCUUUUGUUCUGGGUUAAAAUGUGUGUUCGGAUGUUUGCACCAGCAUUACAAUACAUGUGAACACUUUCUUCUGCUCCAGCCUAGGGUUAGUAUAAGGGUUAGGGUUAGGAUUAGGGUUAGGGUUAGUAUUAGGGUUAGGGUUAGUAUAAGGGUUAGGGUUAGUAUAAGGGUUAGGGUUAGGAUUAGGGUUAGGGUUAGUAUUAGGGUUAGGGUUAGUAUAAGGGUUAGGGUUAGGAUUAGGGUUAGGGUUAGUAUUAGGGUUAGGGUUAGGAUUAGGGUUAGGGUUAGGAUUAGAGUUAGGAUUGGGGUUUGGAUUAGGGUUAGGAUUUGGAUUAGGGUUAGGAUUUGGAUUAGGGUUAGGGUUAGGGUUAGGAUUUGGAUUACGGUUUGGAUUAGGGUUAGGAUUUGGAUUAGGGUUAGGGUUAGGAUUUGGAUUAGGGUUUGGAUUAGGGUUAGGAUUUGGAUUAGGGUUAGGGUUAGGGUUAGGAUUAGGAUUAGGGUUAGGAUUAGCAAGGCUUUGAUGUGUUUAUAGUUUUAUAUAAAGAUGUGUGACCUUUUGUGCUAAAUAUUACUUUUUAUCUGGAGUCUCAAGGUUUUCUCUUCAUGUCGUCUUUGUAAAAUAUGCUCUGAAUGAAUUCAUUAAACACUUCAGUCUACAUUA
Ictalurus punctatus (channel catfish) is the source of this 1240-nucleotide messenger RNA. RefSeq names its product vesicle-associated membrane protein 3. Bases 185 to 496 code for a protein of 103 amino acids. Gene Ontology annotation, molecular function: syntaxin-1 binding; SNAP receptor activity. The transcript is spliced from 3 exons. Gene Ontology annotation, biological process: vesicle-mediated transport; vesicle fusion; SNARE complex assembly. Lineage: Eukaryota; Metazoa; Chordata; Actinopteri; Siluriformes; Ictaluridae. The record is from RefSeq and is a predicted model, not a curated record. Gene Ontology annotation, cellular component: SNARE complex; plasma membrane.